This is a messenger RNA of Sphenostylis stenocarpa, 1620 nucleotides long. The record is from the annotation of a GenBank genome assembly. NCBI's taxonomy places the organism in Eukaryota, Viridiplantae, Streptophyta, Magnoliopsida, Fabales, Fabaceae.
AUGGUUUAUCUCGCCGGUGCAGGAUACAUCACAGUCGUCGGAAUGAAUAACCGGAGGCCAAAAUUCUUUACAUCAGUUAUACCAAACAGCACCAUUUUAACGCUCUACGACAUCGUAUCACUCUGUCGGGGAGAACAUGGCUUCAGUAGCGCUUCCGAAUCAGCUUGGACAGAUUUACCCAUAGAGAACGCCUACGAGCUGUUAGGAGUGACCGAGACCAGUUCUUUUGCCGAGAUUAAAACGUCUUUUCGCAAAUUGGCCAAAGAAACUCACCCGGACCUCGCGGAGGCAAGCAACGGUUCCAGUGCGUCUCGACGAUUUGUGCAAAUUCUGGCUGCCUACGAGAUUCUUUCAGAUUCUAAAAAGAGAGCCCAUUAUGACAUGUACCUGUUGUCGCAGAAAAAGCUUAUGCAAAAGCAUUCUAAUCAGGGUUCUAAAUUGUAUAUUUACAAAUCAGAAGGUACCACGUUCAAGGUGAUGGAAGUUGUUGAAUGGUUAAAAUGGUACAGGUUAACUAUAAAUAAUAUUUUGGCAGAAAAGAAGGUGGUAGAUGGAACAGGCUAUUUCGAUGUACUUGAGAGAGAUUUUUAUUCAGCUAUUCAUGCAGCAUACUAUGGUCCUGAAAUUGACUCUAUGCCGAUGGAACUUCUUCCUGACUGCUUUGAAGCUGAGGAAAGGUCCUCUUAUGAUACUCCUGAGGUUUUGCACUUAGUUUCGGGUCGUGAUCUUUUUGGGAUGGUUUGCCUAGCCAACAAGGUUCCAGAGAUAUCAACUACUAACAACGAGAAGUUAACAUCUUUUAGAUCCUUUCAUUCUGACCUGAGUCAAUCUAUAACAAAUAUGAAUGUCCACAGGAAUGCAGAAAGAUCAGAUGAUUUUGAAACCUAUGAAGGUCUCAGCUCUAAAACUUCAAGUAUUGUAUCAGAUGCAUAUAGACAUCUAGAAUUGCACAUCGCUGGAAGAGUGGUUGCUACAGCAUCUAGGGCCCUUCCUAGAUGCGGUUCUGAUGUAAUGCAGACAGAAGAUUCUGAAGAUCAUAUUCAUGUGUUCCUUAACUUAUAUGAAGAUCCCAAACAUAUCAGCAGUGGUUUUUGGAAAGAUUACCAAGCAAAUGGUGCAGUUGGAAGUAGAAUUCAUUUGGGAACCAUAUCUGGACUUGGGAGCAGUCCAGAUGAAGGUUGUUGUUAUGUUUACAAUGAUAAGGGUACAAAGACCCAUGCGAUUAUGAAGCACAGAACAUUGAUGGUGAAGCAUAUGCAUUGGUAUGAAGCGGGUGAGAAAGUUUCAGUUUGCGAGUGUAGAUGCAGUAGAGCACGUUUACCCCCAAGCAAAUUUUGGCUAUUUGAGCCUCGCUGUGGCUUACAUGAUAUAGGGGGCUGGUAUGUUGAAACAUAUGGCAAAGAUAAGAACGGUCGUACAAAGCCAUCACAAAGGUUCUGGGGUGGUUUGGACUAUAACAUGCAAGCUGACGGAAGACUUCAUCCGGCAAUGUAUCUGUUUGCUCUUGCAUAUCGGACACUUGAUCUUGAAUACGUCAAAGCAAGCAAGAAAUCAUUUAGGAAUGUUGUUGGAGCACAUACGUUUAGAAUACUUCAUUGGUGCAAGAAACUUGUUCGAUAG